Messenger RNA from Trypanosoma grayi, 1641 nucleotides. RefSeq names its product putative serine/threonine-protein kinase Nek3-like isoform 8. Bases 1 to 1641 code for a protein of 546 amino acids. The transcript has a single exon. Gene Ontology annotation, molecular function: protein kinase activity; ATP binding. The record is from RefSeq and is a predicted model, not a curated record. Gene Ontology annotation, biological process: protein phosphorylation. NCBI's taxonomy places the organism in Eukaryota, Euglenozoa, Kinetoplastea, Trypanosomatida, Trypanosomatidae.
AUGUGCCGCACGGAGGUUGCGAUGCAGCAGAAUAGUAGUUACAGCAUCGUAGGUCCGCUAGUUGGUACGUUGGGCGAGGGCGGUGACCCCCUGAAUCACAAGCACGUGCUUGUGAAGGACUCACCUGAGGGUGAAAUGUACGCCGCGAAGAUUAUCACAUGCGGCCCGGACACACCGCAACGCAGAGAGGCAUGGAUAGCGGCAGACCUCAUGAAGCGUGUGCCACGUGUGUCGGCCCUAGUAGAUGUUGUGGAGACGGAGACGAACAUAGUGCUUGUGACGGAGUACGUUUCACGUGGAUCCCUCCGGAGGGAGAUUGAGCACCGGAACCAGCUGCUGCAGCAGCACAUCGCUAGAGCUCGUGAGAGGCGCAAAGGCCAUGCCAAUGGGGUGCUCAAGAAUCCAUUUUUUCCUGAGGAAGACGUGGUGAAGCUAAUAUUGCAAUUGGCAAUUACGCUACGACAGUUGCAGACAAAACAUGUGGUCCACAACUGUGUAACCACCGAUCAUGUUUUGUUAUGCAGUAAGGGCUUUGACAAGGUGAGGCUGUGUGGCUUCGGAAACGCGGUCUCGGGCAAGGAAACAGGGGAAGCACCGACCCACACGCUGCACUCCCAGUUUCGUCCAACUCCUUUCUCCAAUCAUCCUACUGUUGCUGCUGCUGCUUCUGCUGCUGCUGUGUUUGGGCAGCGUAACAACCGAAGCGUGCGGCUGCGCGAGGAGAAGCAGGUUGUGUGGUUGCUUGGCGCUAUUGCAUACGAGAUGUGCACGCUGGGGUCGCGCCCGUCAUGCCGCUCCACCGUCCCGCACACGCCACUCCCUAUGCGGUACUCCCGCCGCCUCAACAGCAUUCUACAGUCGAUGCUUCUGAGAAACGCCGCGUCACGGCCUACACGAGCGCAGGUGAUGGAAUUUUUGCGGCGUAACGUUCACCCAGUGAAGAGCUGUGUGGAUCGGAACACCGCCUCGCCGCUGCCGCUCGCCACGCCAAAUGCGUCGCCGAAGUGUUUGCGUAGAGCAGGGCGUCACUUCUCGCUGUGUAACGAAGUGUCGAUCCGCUCAGCACGGACGGACGCACUCGACGCUUCCGACGCGUUGUGUGCCGGUUUUCAAGAUAUGCGGAUGGUGGGUUCGCCCGCGUGUUGCCGCAGCGGUCGCGCCACCCCGAUGUUGAAACUGCAACGGAUCCCGCUGCCGGAAUAUGAGUUGGAAGCGAUCAGCAGCCCCCGCACCGUUGCACCGCUUGACGCGCAGCGGAAGAGUGAUGCCGGCGUAUCGAGGGGGACACCUUCCUCUAAAACGUUCUGCAAUAUCCCCAUUGUUAAUACGCGCACUGACGCUGGUGUGGAGUCGCAUGCAUUCUACAUAGAAGUACCACAUGGCUUCUCAAGGCGAAGACAAGGCCGUGGCGACAGUGCACGACUUUUUACUGCCGCUCUGCAAAUUCCUGCGCUGACAACCGUGGAGCAUGCGCCACCAGUCCUUUGGCAUCAUCUCAAGGAGUGUAAAUACACCCCACUAGUGACGCCAGUUCCCGCAUCUACUGAUUGCAAUCUACCGAUUAUACUUCGUAAUAAGUGUACACAUACAACUAGCGGCAAGAAAGAAGUCACCCCCUCUACUGGCAACAGCUGUAACUGA